Pan troglodytes (chimpanzee) is the source of this 9206-nucleotide messenger RNA. It is a transcript of the gene ELOVL4, whose product is annotated as ELOVL fatty acid elongase 4. The transcript has 6 exons. NCBI's taxonomy places the organism in Eukaryota, Metazoa, Chordata, Mammalia, Primates, Hominidae. The record is from RefSeq and is a predicted model, not a curated record. Gene Ontology annotation, molecular function: fatty acid elongase activity. Gene Ontology annotation, biological process: sphingolipid biosynthetic process; fatty acid elongation, saturated fatty acid; very long-chain fatty acid biosynthetic process. Bases 4676 to 5494 code for a protein of 272 amino acids. Gene Ontology annotation, cellular component: endoplasmic reticulum membrane; endoplasmic reticulum.
UCACCGGCCCCUGGUCUCGCAGCGCCCGGGCCCGGCCCCACAGGCCCCCGCGCCCUGCGGCUUUCGGAUGCUGCGGAUCAGCGGAGGGGCCGGCGCGGGCACUGCGGUUGAGCACUGGUUAAUCUGAUCCGAAUGUUAAGGCCUCCCCUCCCCCGACACUCGCAGGGUUUUCCUCUGAGCUCCCUCCAUCUCUCAUCAGCUCUCGGAUGCGGGAGCUGACAUAUCAGAUGGAGCCUGUGCAGCCAGGAGCUCCUCGCAGGAGCCGCCCCACCCUGUGCUCCCACAUCUCCCGAGCUCGCCUCACUCUUCCCCGUGCACAGGAUUCCUUUUAACAUUUAGUCCUAUUUUGUAUGGAGAGCGGGCUGGGGAGGAAGGAGGGCUUCAGGGGCAGCUGAAGGUACAGGAGGUUUCUUCAGCCUCCUGGUCGCUUUGACAGAACCCUGCUAAUCUUUUCUUCUAUCUAGCUCCUUCAUCUAUAGUAUAAUUUGGACUGAAAAGUAAAAUAAUAUUGUUUGGCUCCUUGAACCUUGAAGAAUGUUAGUUUCCGAGGCAUUUUCAACAGCAAAUAUGUUUGAAGUGAUUGUCUAUAAUGGCUUUGCGCACUGCAGUGCAGUUAGGGGGAGGGGGAGGCCAAAACACCGGGGAAGAAAUCAGUCUUUAGGAAGGGGGUCUCUACAGCAACACCUAGAGGUUGUCCCAGAUGCCUACAUAUAUACAGUUCUUAAAUCAGCAAACUUUUCUUUAGCUGUUGCAGUUAAUUUGGCAGGGCUGUCAAUUGUUUGAUUUAUGCAGCUUUCCUAGCGUCCAACUGUGAUAUUAUAUUUUUACAUUGUACUGUUUAUUUCUUCAUUUGCUUCGCUGCUUUUCAUUUUAAAGCAUUUAAAAGUCUUUGAAAUCUAAAAUAAGGUUUGAAGGAUUUCAGAAAUGAUUUUACGAGGUCAAUUUUUCUGGUCCUUUUGCAAUAUCACACUGCAUCCUAUCAGUGAAGGAUAUUAACGUUCCAUCUUAUGACUCUGCCUUCCCUACUUCGAAAUGAAAAUGUACUCCUGUAGUUUUUGUGUUUAUUGUUGUUAGAGUAAAUUAGACAGAUUAGACAGUGGUCACAGCAUGAAUGUAGUCCGAUACAUAGGGCUUAUGUUGUGGGAAAAACGUAUGCUGGAAUUAUUUUUGUGAGAGACAAAAUGAUUAUUUGGCAUUAAUACUGCAUUCACUUCUUUAGAAAAGUAUGUUCUUUUUCAGAAGAUCUCAACUUUGACACUGGGAAAUAAGCUAUUUAAUAAGCCAUUACAGCUGAAAAUGGUUAAAAGGCAGUUUUCAAUGGAGUGUUUCUUCAGGUUUUUUUUUGUUUGUUUCUAUGUGCUAUUACACUGAUGUUACACUGUACCUGCAAAAACUGGGAAAGAUGUGCCCUUCCCCUCACGUCUGUGAUUUCGGUUCUUUAAACGUUGCAUCCGGGCUUCCCAUUACACAAUUGUAUAGAGCUGAACAUCAGACAAGUUCUUUAGCAGGUAAUUGCACUUCGCACACCUAGGAGUCAGACACUGUUGAGAUACUCCAGUCUCCAUAUAGCCAGAGCCACACCCAGGAGUUCUCAGUCCUGUCAUUCCUAUCCUAUCCUGGAGCUUUCCUAUCUCUUGAGUCUCAGAAGGAAAAAUUGAGGGCAAAGUUAGAAUACACCUUUCUGUGAUGGUGAAUUCCUUCCUGAUGAUGUUUGUGUAAAAAAAACACACACACACACAAAUGAAACAGGAAAUUUUGUGCAGUUGCCGCAUGUGAAAGCUUGCUACUAGGCUUCGAAGGGCAUAUAAAAUAAUAUAAUAUUGUGGGCCAAGCCUGAGAAGUGAGAGUAGCCCUAGAACACAAGUGACCUCUCACUAGCAGGCCGAAGGAAGGUAUUUGCCUAUGCUUUGACUAUCCACUUACGAAACCUGAGACUGCUUCCUUGCUUUCUGUAAUGAGCUACCUUAUGUAGGCAGAUGGUAUUUCUUAACCAACAGAGAGGCUUAGUGGAUAUAGUCUGUUCUGCUGUACUGCUCUGUGAGGAGGAGUAUUUUUCAGGUCCAGGCCGAAUAGACCUGAAGUCUGUGGUGUCCCAUUUACGUUUACUCUCCCUCAUUCUAUGCUCCUCGUGUUCCUUUUUUUCUUUUUUUUUUUUUGGACUCAUUCACUCUGCUCUGAUUCCACCUCUCAGCAUAAUUUGAUGAAAAUCUGGGUGGGGGAUAUCAAAGUAGAAAAGUAGCUUAUAAGAUGAGGUUAAACAAAAGUUGGUGAGUCAAAUGUUUGGAAAGAAGGGGAAACAGAAAUGGGCGGGAUAGAAAGAUGGUCUUGAGAAAUAGUGAUGAGUGUGGUGAAAGGAUGCAAAUUAUUGAGGGAGAGCAAGAAAUGAGGUAGGCUCCUUGUCCUUGGCUGCUCUCAUUCCUAGUGCUGUAGUUACAUGCUUCUUUCAUUCUUUUAUUAAUUCAUUAAAUGCCAUUUUGUGCUAUUAUAUCAAAUGGUGCUUUAAAUAUCCAAACAUAUCCAAAGCAAUGUCUGAAAACUGGGCUUUUCAGAGGCACAUAUAUAGCAAAUACAAAAUAUGGUCCAUAAUAACGUUAACAACAAAAAUGUUACUUUUACUAUAGUAUUAACACUUUGUACAUUGGAAUUGAAAGUUUGAAAGAGCUAUACUUUUAGAAAAACAACAAAAAUAAUUUUUAUUUCUCUAUAUUUGUAGACAUUUUGAACGAGGAAAUUAGCGUUGGUUUAUGUUAAAGUAUAGGCUGGUGUAGGACUUUAUACUAGUUGUUAGUAUUAGAGUAGGUAUUCCAUGUCAUCAUGUUAGUUUUUUUCUUCUAUUCUUUCACUUCAUGAGUACAUUUAAAUUAUUAGGAUUGGAGUCCUAGGCUCAACGUAUACAUCUAAUAAAAGUUGUAUAUACAUUUUUUAAACUGAUGAAUCUAAAUAUUCCCCAAUCUAUGAAUACCCAACUUAUCUACAUUAUUCAUUUAUUCAUGUUUUUAAUAAAUGUUUAAUAGCUUUUUUGCAUACCUGACAUUUAGCGUGUAAACACCCUAGAGAGUUAGUAGGAUGCUUACGGUAAAGCCAGGUGUCUCCUGUGAGGCCAUGUAUCUUUUGACCAUUUGUUUCUAAAUAGCUGUUGUUCACAGGGUAUGGGUGCUGUCUGUUGGUUGGGGGUGGUAAUGAUUGGCAUUGGCCCUCUUUUCGCAGAUACAGUACCCCGCAUUUUGGUGAAAAAAAUUGUCUACUUGGUAGUUGCAGUUAGAACAUAACUUGCUGGGUCCUUGAAUUAACUUUGGAGGGGUCAGAAAGAAGGGAUGAGUGGUACAGGAAGAGGGAGGAGAGCUGUAGGAUGACGAAAUGUGGAAGCCAGGCUUAUGAUACCAUUUCUUUCCGUAUUUACUUGCCAUGUACAGGCACAGUUCUAGGCUCUGGAAAGGAAAGGAGGACACUUGGUCACUGCCCUCAUGCAGCUUGCAAAGUCUAGGGGGUCACUGUCAUUCCCCUUUCCUUGAUAUCAUGGUCUGGAGGCAGUGUGAUCUGUCAGACUCAGGACUAGCUGGGGCCUAGGGAAGAUCAGAAAAGUCCUUCCCUGCUCUUUUCAUCUCUACUUCUCCUAAGUGAAAAGAAUAUACAGUUGUUUUUAGAAUAUUUUAGCUGUUUCACCACAGUUUACUUCCCUCUACCCUUGAAUGAGGAGUUGAUGUGAGUACUGUCAGAGUAUUUGGAGAGGCAUACUAGGGCAAAAGGUGUCAAAGGCAAGGGGAACAGCUUGACUGAAAACCAUGGAAACUGGGAAGGUGCUUAAGGGUCAGGCCAGUGAGUCAUCCAGGUUUGAUGAAGCUGGGGGCUAGUGGGAGGGGAUGUUUAACUCAGCUCAAAUAAGCUGAAGUAAAAGCAGGUUUGUCUUAGGGAUUGCUAGGUCCCAGAGGAGCAUGUAUUUUAAAUAUUGUACAGUAUGCUUACAUUAAUUUUAUUAUUCGUCACAGUUAAUGUUUAGUUUUUCAUCUAUGUUAUUAUCUAAAAUAGGUUUAUUUGUUUGGCUUAGCCUGGUAACGCAGUUUUCUUUGAAUGUUUCUUUGAGAAAAGACAUUCUGAGUCCAAGUUGUAGGCAGCUAAUUAAAAAAAAAAAAAAAGAAAGAAAGAAACAUCACCAGCUCCUAACAUGGGAUCUCCCUUGGUCACUGUUUUCAGUGACGUCCUAAUUAUCCUUUACUCAUAAGCUCCCUGAAGCCUCUGGGAUGUCCAUGCCAUUUUAUGGUUUUUUGUUUUGGUUUGGUUUUUAUUGUCUUUUCCUUCACCAGUUUGAUUUUUGGUGGCAGACUGCUAGAGUUUAAUAGCUAAUGCUCUUAUCCAUUCCCCAAUGAUAGCAUAAAGUAAAACAUCCUAUUGCAGAUGGAAUUCCAGGAGGGUGAACAAUGCAGAUUCUAAAACGGGUGUCAGGACACAGUUUUAACUAUUUUAACUUAGAUUCUUUGGCUUAGGAAGACAAAGUUUUAAGAAUUAUGCAGAUAAUUAUAUCAGAUGGCACUUUUGUAAACUUAAGAGCCACAGAGCACUUGGUCAUCCUUUAAAAAUUCAAUUUGUUUUCUUAUUUUUUUUGCUCAAGUCCUGUGGAUAAUGUCACCUGUAAAUGAUUUAACAUUAUUAACAUAAGCGUGUGGAAAAUUGGCCUCUGAUGCAGUCUCCUUGGCCUACACUAAGUAUAAGCACUCUUUAUCUCCUGUUUGUGUGGCUGGGUCCAAAAUGGAUGAAGGACCGAGAACCUUUUCAGAUGCGUCUAGUGCUCAUUAUCUAUAAUUUUGGGAUGGUUUUGCUUAACCUUUUUAUCUUCAGAGAGUUAUUCAUGGGAUCAUAUAAUGCGGGAUAUAGCUAUAUUUGCCAGAGUGUGGAUUAUUCUAAUAAUGUUCAUGAAGUCAGGAUAGCUGCUGCUCUGUGGUGGUACUUUGUAUCUAAAGGAGUUGAGUAUUUGGACACAGUGUUUUUUAUUCUGAGAAAGAAAAACAACCAAGUUUCUUUCCUUCAUGUGUAUCAUCACUGUACGAUGUUUACCUUGUGGUGGAUUGGAAUUAAGUGGGUUGCAGGAGGACAAGCAUUUUUUGGAGCCCAGUUGAAUUCCUUUAUCCAUGUGAUUAUGUACUCAUACUAUGGGUUAACUGCAUUUGGCCCAUGGAUUCAGAAAUAUCUUUGGUGGAAACGAUACCUGACUAUGUUGCAACUGAUUCAAUUCCAUGUGACCAUUGGGCACACGGCACUGUCUCUUUACACUGACUGCCCCUUCCCCAAAUGGAUGCACUGGGCUCUAAUUGCCUAUGCAAUCAGCUUCAUAUUUCUCUUUCUUAACUUCUACAUUCGGACAUACAAAGAGCCUAAGAAACCAAAAGCUGGAAAAACAGCCAUGAAUGGUAUUUCAGCAAAUGGUGUGAGCAAAUCAGAAAAACAACUCGUGAUAGAAAAUGGAAAAAAGCAGAAAAAUGGAAAAGCAAAAGGAGAUUAAAUUGAACUGGACCUUAACUGUUGUUGACAGUGAGGAAAAACUCCCAUAUCAUAUAAAAUUUCAGGGAAAACAGAAGCAAAGGAGAGCUUGGGGGUGGGGAGAAGAGACAAAUGUGCUCUAUGUCCUAGUAACUCUUAGACUGGGUAAAGUGUUAAUACCAUACCCAGAUGUUUUAUUUAUGAAGUUUUUAUUUUAAACAUUUUUUUAAAAAAUUAGCCUUGAUAUUUUCCAGACCAAAGCAAUCAUUAAGUGACUUUGGGGAUUCUCCCCCUGUUCACAUCCAGUUGUCUAAAGGAUGAGAUUUUUCAUGUAUCUUAUAGUCACUCAUUCUUCGGUCUGAAUUUUAGACGAUCACAGAAACGGUCUUUAUGAAUUAUUUUGAUAAAUUACUAAUUAUCUUAUCUACUGACUGAAAUCAGUGGUGUUACAUUUUCUUGUCCAAAGCUGAAAAUGUGUAUACACUUAAACUUGCACAUUUGAAUUCAUUUGCUGACCGGAAUGGUCAAAUCUCUCCACCUCUAGUCAGAGUAUAAUUUUGGUUUUAAUUAAAUUUUUAAAAUCUACUGAUCUCUGUAGAAUCUUAGAGGCUUGAUGAUGAUGGUGUUGGUGAAAAUAAGAAAGAAUUGCAGUAAAGUCUUGUCUGGUGACCCAGAGAUCACCAUGACUCGAGGCACAAAUCACUGUGGGGAAACAAUUUUUUGUGAUGAAAAGGCAGCAUUUGAAUACUCCUGUUAGUAGCAGAAAUAUAUUAUGAAAAUUAAGAUUAUUGUCUGAUUGAAACAUGAAACAACUCAUGUCUUUAUUAGUAACAUCAUAAGAUAGUUACAUUUAUGUGCUGUUAGAAUAUGUUGAUUUUUAUCAGGCUUUCCUUGUUUUGAUUUAUGGCUGUUCCUGAUUUUUCAUAUGUGGAAAUAUACCUACCUCUUCCGUUGGAAAGAACAUUUAAAAUUAAAUAAAUUUUAAUUAAAAAAUCAAGGAGUCUUCUAAUGUAAAUUUUAGUGUUAACUUUCAAAUCCACUAGUAUUUUUUUUUUGCUUUUAUGACAAAUAGCAUACACCAAACAUUUCUGUGAAACUAUCCUUCUCUUUCAAUGUGUUUAAUUUUGGAGUAACGUUUUCCUUGUGACUAAGUUGCAAGAUCUUAUUUAUUAACUAGGUAUGAAGUAUAAACCCAUUUUGGUGCAAUAUUCUUGACUCCUUGGUGCUAAAGAUUGUUAAAUUCAAUGCUUGAUGUUACAAGGUGUUGUUAAAACACAAAAUGAAUAAAAGUGAGAGUAGUCAGAACUAUAACAUUCAAUUUGCUAUUUACAAAUGAAGUAUUUCAUGUAAUAUAAGUGAACAACUGGAAAUAAAGUAGGAAAGAACUUGUAUCAUGUUUUACUACAUAGGUUAAUUUUUUAAGGGAUGUUGCAAAGGGAUUACUAGAGAAAGACAAAAUGUGACCCAAAAAAAGCAUGAAUAUUUCUUAAGUAUCUCAACAACAUGUCAAAGCUGCAUGUGUAGGAUGUAUGCUGUUUGUACAAACUAUUUCAGAAUAUUUUGUAAGCUAUAACAUAUUUAUUGUGCAUUAAAAUGAAAUACUUUUUCCCCAAAGGCAUGCAGUCAUGAGAAUUACAGAAAAUUUGCAACAUAUAAAGUAGUUUGAUCUAAGAGGAUUCAACACCUUUGUUUUGUUGCUCAGUGUGUAAUGACUGAGAUUUGUAAAUCUUUGUGAACAUUCUGUACUGGUUCCCAAGAGCUAUUCAUUCCCUGCUACCUGAUUUCAGCACAAUAAAUAUACUUCUGCUGUGGGAAAAAAUGAUUUUUUUUUGUUAAUCAGUUUAUUAUAAUGUAAACUGUCUGCUAGAUGUUUAUUUGAUUUAGUUAAUUCUAAAUUGUUUUCUGCUGCUAAUUUCUUAUAUAGAAAAAAUCAGACUAGAACUUGGGUAUCUACCAUUUCUGGUAAAAAGCUUAUUUUCUAUAGUAGCAUAUUUUUACUUUAAAAAUUAGUUGCUUUUGGAAGAGCUUUUCAUUCAGACAUAAAACAUACCAUUUUCUUCUAAAUUAUUCUUAACAUAAAUGGGGAAGUUCUUGUAUUCUUUCAUUUAAAUCAUUCAGUCCUUACUAUAAGUUUCUUUAUAGAAGAUGAUUAUAAGAUGUCAUAAAUACAGCCUUUUCCAGUAGCUUUCAUAAUUUCUCUAUUAUCACAGAUAUGUUGCAUGCCUUAUAUCUAGAAACUGAUGAAUAAAGAUUGUGUCUCCUACUUGGUAAAACUUUGUCACUAACUGAAGUAACAUUUUCUUACAUAGAAGACAAGGAAUUUGUUAAAUACUUACAAUAACUAGAAAUACCUGAGACAUGUGAGUUUUCCUCUAUAAUAGAUGGCCAUACGUCUUUCUCUUUCCUUUGUUACUUCUUCAUUUUUUGGUAGAAAUGAGAUUUCAUUAUGUUGCCCAGGCUGGUCUUGAACUCCUCACCUUAAGCAAUCCUCCUGCCUUGGCCUCCCAAGUCUGUUACUUUUGACUGUUUUGCUGAUGGAAACUAACAAAUGACUAGUUUUAGUUUUAACAUUAUUAAUUCAUUCUCUUUCUCUUGUUGUGCAUGCUCUCAAGGUAUUCAAAAAUAUUUUAACAUGGAUUAUUAUGUUUGUACUUUAGAACAUGGAAUCUAGCAGUGCUUUUAGUUUAUUAGGAAUAUUUUAAUAUACAGGCUUGUUUCAUAUAUGCAACUCAGCUACCCUGUAAAUGGGAAAGAGAACAUAGAGGUAUAAGUGAUUUUUGUUGUAUUAUCUAUUUGACAAUACAAGUCAGAUACUAUAUAUUGACUAUUGGAGCAGAACUUUUGAAUCUCUCUCACCUUCAGAAUGAGACACCACACUGAAGAGUUCACACUCUCCCAGUUCUUUCCUUGUUAUAGCCAUAAUCUCAGCCAGCUGUACUCAUAACACCGUGCUUACUAAGAAAAAAACAGCUACAGCUAACCAGGAUGUGUGCUGGCUGGCCUGCUCAGCAUGGACCUGGGUGGCAGAUUUCAGCAUCCUGCCGGAUGGUAAAUAGGGCAGCAGAGGUGAGAGACUGAUACUAAGCUGUGUACACAGGCACACAACACACAACAUCUGAGCAGUAAUCAUAAAACCUGCUGAAGGAAAUUGGUCACCUGCCACGCAGCGUGCAAGUAAUUUUGGCAAGUGACCUUAGAAAGCAAGUCCUUAUUAGUGGUGUAAUUUAGAAUCCAUGCUUAGUCUUUUGUAUUUUAGGCAGAUAACUUCUGAAUGACAAGAAUAUUUGUGAAAAGGAAGAGAAGUAGAAAUGGAUUCCUUUUUUGUUGUAUUUUUGCACCAACCUAAUAUUUUUGUUUCAAAAUACUACAAAUCAUUUAAGUGUUAGAAGUUAGUUUUCCUAUAAAUUACAGAGGGGAAGGCACAGCUGUGAAUUGAAAGGCAAAGAUCCUUUUCAAUUUGUUUUCAUAGGAGGCUGUGAAUCCUGGAGGAGAUUUAAAAACCUAAAUUUAAAAUAAUUGAUAUAUAGAACCACUGCCACAUGAAGAUUGUAAGAUUUUAGAAUGUAUCACUGGAAGAGCCUUGUGACUUAGCCAGAAGGGGAUCCAGAGCUGUCUUUAGAUGAUUAAUGGGAAUGCUAUGAAUCAGUCACCCCUUGGUGUUCUUUCAGACUUAGAAAUGUCGGUUUUGCUGUUUCCUUUGAGAAAUUAAACGUUCUUCUAUCUUUUUCUUUUAA